UCUCAAGGCCAAACAAUCCGGCAUGUCAUCAUCGAUCUUGCACCUCCACCAACAGGAGGGCUGACACCAUUCAACACUUAUGUGGCGUUAUCGCGAAGCUCUGGCCGUGACACGAUCCGACUUUUGCAAGCAUUCAAUGAGAGGCUCUUCAGACAACCAGCAAGUCCAAUCUUGGAGGUAGAAGAUGAAAUAUUGGGGAAGGAGACGCGCACCAGAUGGGAGAGGACUCAGAUGGCAGAGUGGCAGAGUGGCAGAGUGGACAACGGAUCGAAACCACAUAAUCACGACCUUGUGACGAAUAAACGAAUAAACGAAUAA
This is a messenger RNA of Cantharellus anzutake, 318 nucleotides long. RefSeq lists its product as uncharacterized. The transcript has a single exon. The record is from RefSeq and is a predicted model, not a curated record. NCBI's taxonomy places the organism in Eukaryota, Fungi, Basidiomycota, Agaricomycetes, Cantharellales, Hydnaceae. The annotation marks the transcript as partial.